Molecule: messenger RNA, 1722 nt
Organism: Nothobranchius furzeri (turquoise killifish)
Lineage: Eukaryota; Metazoa; Chordata; Actinopteri; Cyprinodontiformes; Nothobranchiidae
Source: RefSeq, a predicted model, not a curated record
CUGCAACCACUUCCGCUGACCCGGAUGUGAACACGACUUUUAUUUCCCUUUUUCUCCAGGAAGGAUGCAGCAUUUUCUUCGUUUAGAAACAUGAAUAUGUUUAAUGUGAAGAAAACCUGAAGCAUUAGAUUAUAUUUAUCUUUAUUUUUUAAGUUUCCACCAGAUAAAUUCCUGCUGACCUCCGUAAAUAAUCCAACAUGUCUCAACAGGGGUAUCAGUCACCGGACGACAAAAGUUUGGAUUCACAAGAAGCAGAAUGGGCCAGCCUGGGGAAGACCCCGAUCCAAAUCCUGCAUGAGUAUGGGACUGCCAGUGGGAACGCUCCUGUGUACGAGAUGGAGAAAGCUGAAGGAAGUGGCCACCAGCCCAGCUUCUUCUUCAGCGUGAGAGUUGCAGACAUUCGGUGUACAGGUCAAGGUCCUACUAAAAAGGCUGCUAAACACCAGGCUGCAAGUGCUGCGCUGAAGCUGUUGAACCUCGAUUCUAAAAAAUUGACCUCUCCUGGGAAGUCCGACACCAACGGGGAUGCAGCGGAUGCAAACUACAAUCCCAGCUCUGUGUCCCUUCUGCAGGAGUUAACGAUCCAGAGAGGAUGGCGUCGGCCUGAAUAUGCAGUUCUAGCUGAGUCUGGUCCACCACAUCAGAGGGAGUUCACUGUCGCUUGUAGAUUUGACUCUCUUACAGAAAAAGGUGUUGGAAGUUCUAAAAAAGCAGCAAAAAGGGAGGCUGCAGAGAAAAUUGUGGCAAAGCUUCAAAGUUUGUCAGGCGGUCCGGAGAUCACCUGGACUCCUAAACCGAGUGUCCUCCUCGAGAAUGUGAAAAAGUCCUCCGCAGAAAAGAUUUCCCUACUGAGGAGAAGCCCGCUGAACAUUCCCAACGCGGAUUACAUUCAGAUGUUGUUGGAUCUGUCCCACGAGCAGGGCUUCGAGGUCACAUACUAUGAUAUUGAUGAGCUGACUGUAAACGGACAGUACCAGUGCCUGGCAGAACUAUCCACCGACCCCGUCACCAUGUGUCACGGCACCGGCAUCUCCUGCAGCAACGCUCACAAUGUGGCGGCACAUAGCGCGCUCCAGUACAUCAAGAUCGUAGCCUCCAGCAAAUAGACACAUCCGCCUGACCACAGCAAUCACAGAUAUCAGCUGACGGCUCGUCAUAACAAGGUCCUCCUGCAAUAUGAGCUGAAGAUCGGUGAAGUGUGUGUUUAUUAUGGUGUGUAUGUGUGUGUGAAAACGGUUUCAUUCUUAUGCUUGCUGUAAAAUCAUUGGGAUUUGUAAAGAUUUAUUUUUGUAGUCAUGUAGAGCGGCUUCAGACACCACAGAAAUGAUAGAUCAGUGAUUUAUUUAGCCCCCCCCCCCCCCCCCAGUGUUGCAUUUUCCCCAUAUAUGCAGCUUUACUUUGACCAGGAUGUACUUUUUAUUAUGAUAUGAGGAUUGUUUGCAUUUCAUUCCACAACUGAAAUAGAAUUUGUAUUUAUUUUACUUUUAACACUAUUGAGUCUGUCGAGUGGAAUCAGCAGCUUUAUUUUUGUGUUUGGGGAAGAAAGUAAAUGUUAAAGCUCAAAAACCAGUCCAAUCCUGUUGUCUGUUGCUGUUGCUCCUGUGGGGUGCCUCAUUAUAUAAAUAAGCAAACUAAUAUAUUUAUCAGAAAUGUCCUGGCCUGUGCUUGCUGUUAUAAAAAAUUAACCCUGAGUGCAGAAAAUAACACCGAUCUGAACCUUAA